AUGUACCCAGAAGGCUCGAGGCUGUAUUUGAUCCGAGAAGCCGAGAAGAACUUUGCCAAAAAGGCGGGAAUUCAGCCGUUCAAACACUGUAGUCACCCCAGGACGGGCGCUGCUCAUACCACUUUGGCUGUUUGUGGGCCCAGCUUGAAAGGUAGGUCAAUGAAUUUUUUGGUAUGGGGGGGGGGGCGGACUAACCUCACUGUCAUGUUAUUCUGUUCUAUAUGGUGAUUAAUGAUGAUAUUGUUAUAGAUUCAUCAAAAUCAAACGCCGGCAACCAACCACCGAUGGAAUACGUAGUGGACUGUACACUAGGCUAUCCUCGAGGUGAAGUGGUCGAUCUUGGCAAAGCCAUGCUGAAUGAAUGGCCCAACAACGACACUCAUGUGGCAGUUCACUACUCGAUUCACAAAGUCAAGCCAGAGUGGAACGACGAGGAAAAGCUCAAGGAAUGGCUCUAUCAACGGUAUGAGGAAAAGGUGGGUUAUUGUAGUUUUUUAGACGGUUUAGUUGGUUACUGUAGUUUUUUUUCAGUUUUUAAAAUUUGUUUUUUUUUUGUGUUACUGUAACUUUUGCUAUUUUUUUUACUGUAACAUUUUGAUUGUUUUUGUUGGUUACGGUAACUUUGUGUAAAUUUUUCGUGGGUUACAGCAACUUUUAAAUUAUUUUUUAGGUUACUGUAACAGUUUGGUCAUUUUUGAUUUACUGUAACAUUUAGGGCUUUUUUUGGGUUACUGUAAUUUUUUGUUUGUUUUUCUGGGUUACUGUAUUUUUUUGGUAUUUUUGGGUUACUGUAAUGUUUUUGUUAGUUUUUCUGGCUUACUGUACCUUUUUUGUAUUUUUUGAGUUACAAUUUAUUUGGGUUACUGUAACUUUUUGGAGUAUAUUGGGUUUUUUGGUUGUAACUUCUUAAAAAGUUUUAAGCUUUUGUUACAGUAAGCCAUUCGAAACGUUUUGGCCAAUUUUGAGAGUAUGAAUAUGAUGAAUAUUGUAGGACCGACUGUUGGAACAGUUCUACAAGACGGGCUCGUUUGGCGGCAGGCCGCGUCCAGUCCGUUUCCCGAUCUCACGCUCACUUCAAACCCAGGCCUUUUGGAUGUGCACCUUCUACGUGCAUUGGCAUGUCUGGAUCAGCCCACUGAUUGUGUUUGGCUGGACCAGCAUUACCGCCAUUUUAUUCUAG
Messenger RNA from Bursaphelenchus okinawaensis, 1180 nucleotides. NCBI's taxonomy places the organism in Eukaryota, Metazoa, Nematoda, Chromadorea, Rhabditida, Aphelenchoididae. The record is from the annotation of a GenBank genome assembly.